AGCGAAUCGACACGCAGUGCAUUGUACUUCUAAAUUAGUGGACUGAUAGUUGCCUGAAAUCCGUAUUUAAGUAUCUUAAAAAGUUUCUUUCCGGUUUGCCCAUUGUGCUCCGGAUGUCGAGAAAGUGUUAUUUGGCUUGAAGACCAUUUAUUCCUUGCGGAAAUCGGGUGUAAGGUUCGACGUGAUUCUCGUGGCCAACAAAUAAUUUGCAACCAACAUUGAGAAAAAGACAAAGAAGGAGCAGCUCCCCUCCAUUAUAUUUCUGUUAAUCCUUUCCAAAGGAUCAAAACUAGUUUUCCACAGUUGGCGUUGAGAUAAGCUUUGAAACUCCUUAGAAAAUUUUUCGUUUCGAAACGCUUUACAAAGAAUACGCACCUGCCCCCAGACAUUCGAUAUCUCGAAAGCGAAAUUCUAACGGGACUGUCGCUGGCUUAACGUGAGAAGGUAAAAAAGAGCAACAGAUAGUCCAUUCCAUUCACCGGUCCAGGAUACUACAGACAUUUUGGAGGAAGAAAAAUUUAGCAAAACCCGAAUUUCAAAAUGACUUGGGAACCCCAACCGGAUGGAUUAAACCAGAUCAUUACCCUUCUGAAGCAGUCGCAAUCAACAGACAAUGCGAUUCAGCGGUCCGUACAAAUGAAAUUGGAAGAACUAAAUCAAUAUCCCGAUUUCAACAACUAUUUGAUCUAUGUGCUAACGAAAUUGAAAACACAAGACGAACCAACCCGUUCGCUGUCGGGACUGAUUCUGAAAAAUAAUAUUCGCAUCCAUGGAACCCAUCUACAGCCGGCUAUUGUAGAGUACAUUAAACAAGAAUGUUUGAUGGCUUUGGGAGACCCGUCUCCGUUGAUUCGGGCUACUGUCGGUAUAUUGAUAACCACAAUUGCCAAUAAAGGAGGACUGCAGAGUUGGCCAGAGCUGUUGCCGACACUGUGCGACAUGUUAGAUUCUCAAGAAUACAGCGUUUGUGAAGGAGCCUUCGGAGCGUUACAGAAGAUUUGCGAGGAUUCAGCAGACACAUUGGACAGUGCCGCCCUGAAUCGUCCUUUGAAUAUAAUGAUUCCUAAAUUUUUGCAAUUUUUCCGUCAUAAUAGUCCGAAAAUUCGAUCUCAUGCGAUCGCGUGUAUUAAUCAAUUCAUAAUCAAUCGAACGCAAGCCUUAAUGUUGCACAUUGAUACUUUCAUUGAGAAUCUUUUUCACUUAUCUUCCGAUGAGGAUCGGGAGGUAAGGAAAAAUGUUUGUCGUGGUCUUGUUAUGUUGCUGGAGGUGCGAAUGGAUCGGUUGAUGCCUCAUAUGAACAACAUCAUUGAAUAUAUGCUGAUACGUACCCAGGAUCCUGACGAAACAGCCCUCGAAGCUUGCGAGUUUUGGUUGUCUUUAGCCGAACAAAGCAUAUGUAAAGAAGUGCUUACGCCUCACUUGCCACGAUUAGCGCCAGUUCUUAUCCGGGGAAUGCGUUAUUCAGAUAUCGAUAUAAUCAUUCUUAAGGGAGAUGUUGAGGAAGACGAAAUGAUCCCGGAUCGCGAAGAGGACAUCAAGCCAAGGUUUCAUAAAUCACGUACCCAUACACAAAAAUCUGGUAACAUGAGUGGUCAGGAUACCGGAGCUCGAGCGAUGGAAGCUAAUGACGAAGAAGAUGAGAUGGAUGAUGGUUACGAUGAUAUUGACGAUGAUAGCAACCUUUCCGAUUGGAACCUUCGUAAAUGUAGCGCAGCAGCAUUGGAUGUGUUAGCGAAUGUUUUCAAAGAUGACUUUUUGCCUAUUUUGCUACCAAUUUUAAAAGAAACUCUUUUCCAUCAAGAUUGGCAAGUUAAGGAAAGUGGCAUCUUGGCGUUGGGUGCAAUUGCCGAAGGCUGCAUGAAUGGAAUGACUCCUCAUUUGCCGGAACUCAUUCCAUACCUCAUAUCAUGCCUGUCUGAUAAGAAAGCUCUAGUGCGCUCAAUCGCAUGUUGGACGUUGUCGCGAUAUGCUCACUGGGUUGUCAGUCAACCGCAGAAUGAUCAAUACUUGAAACCUUUGAUGGAAGAAUUGCUUAAAAGAAUUCUAGAUGCGAACAAGCGUGUGCAAGAAGCAGCUUGUUCUGCAUUCGCCACCCUAGAAGAAGAAGCGUGCACAGAGUUGGUUCCUUAUUUAGGUUUCAUUUUGAAAACGCUCGUAUUCGCUUUUGGAAAGUAUCAGCAUAAAAAUCUUCUUAUAUUAUACGAUGCCAUCGGUACAUUGGCUGAUUCAGUAGGGCAUUACCUUAACAAACCAGAAUACAUCAACAUGCUUAUGCCGCCUUUGAUCCAGAAAUGGAACAUGUUGAAGGACGAAGACAAAGAUCUUUUCCCAUUGUUGGAAUGCUUAUCUAGCGUUGCAACUGCACUGCAAUCCGGGUUCCUACCAUAUUGUGAGCCAGUAUAUAGACGAUGUAUUUCAUUGAUUCAACAAACUCUGAAUCAAGAUUUGGCUUGCACAGCUAGCCCUGGCCAAUAUGAAUUGCCGGAUAAAGAUUUUAUGAUUGUAGCUUUGGAUUUACUUUCUGGGCUUGCAGAAGGUCUUGAUGGUCACAUAGAAACGUUGGUGGUCAGCAGUAAUAUAAUGCAACUAUUGUAUCAAUGUAUGCAAGAUGCGAUGCCAGAGGUUCGCCAAUCAUCCUUUGCACUUUUGGGAGACUUGACCAAAGCAUGUUUCCAACAUGUUCAUCCAUUCAUUGCAGAUUUUUUGCCGAUUUUGGGGCUGAAUUUGAACCCCGAACACAUAUCGGUGUGUAACAAUGCUACAUGGGCUAUCGGAGAGCUUAGCAUCAAGUUGCGCGAAGAUACCAAACCGUUUAUUCCCUUGGUCUUAGCUCAGUUGAUAGAAAUUAUAAACAAUCCCAAUACACCAAAGACUCUUUUGGAAAACACAGCAAUAACAAUUGGUCGACUCGGUCUUGUGUGCCCCCUUGAAGUGGCCCCUUCAUUGCAACAGUUUGUGCGCCAGUGGUGUUCAUCUUUACGCAACAUUCGAGAUAAUGAAGAGAAAGAUUCCGCGUUCCGUGGAAUGUGUCAGAUGAUAACGGUUAAUCCAGUUGGGGUUGUACCUGAUUUUAUUUUCUUCUGUGACGCUGCUGCCUCUUGGAUGAGCCCAAAGAGUGAUCUGCACGAAAUGUUGCAAAAGAUUCUUCACGGCUUCAAAACACAGGUGGGAGAAGAAAAUUGGAGUCGAUUUGUUGAACAGUUUCCUCCUCAGCUGAGCGAAAGGUUGGCUGUCAUGUACAACAUCUAAAGUGAAAAUUGAGAUCGCGGUUCAAACAACCAGAAUGAAUUAAUUUAUUUAGUAUCUCAUAUAGGAUUGAGCUGUAAAUGGCGAAACCGGAGGUAGGCUACCGUGAUUUGUAUCAAACAUUUUUGCAAAAGCAUCCAUGUUUCAUUUCUUCAGGAGUAAGUUUUAAUUUGUAUUUCUUUCCUUAUAAAGUGGUAGAGAUAGUGUUUAUCAAUGACGAUCAUAAAUUCUAAAUGCUAGACGAUUAAAGUUUACUCUGAAGCAUAUCCUUGGUUAAUUACGCUAUUCGGUAAAUGAUUUUUUUGAUUUUCAUUUGGGAACAUAGAUUAGUCAGGAGAAUAUUUUUUAAAAUGAGGAAUGCACUAAGGAUAUGAGAUCCUUGAAAACAUUGUGUUAAAAUUGCGUCGUUAUCAAGCCAAUAAAAAUCUUUUUUUAUCGCAUAAAGGUACAAACUUAUGGCAUGUUAACGAUUACAGUUAUUCAAAACAAAAAAACUUAAGAUUUUCAUAAUGUCUUAAAAAAGUCCUAUAUGAGAGCAUCCUUCUCCAAACAUUAAAACUCCUAAAUCUGGAGACUUCUGGUUUAGAACUAACUUCGUAAUACAUACAAAACGUGUUAGCGUACAUCUGCCCUCAUUCAAAAUAGCAUGUGUAUAGCUUUCAUCAUAUAUGGGGCUGCCUCCUGUUCUUAUCGAAAGAGCUUAUGAAUAUGUGUGCAGUCACCGUGAUACAGUGAGUAAGUUGAUUCAACCAUAUGACAAGAAAUACUUUUGAAUAUAUACGUGUAAGUGAUCGUGUGCAUGAGUUUGUAUGUGUGAAGAGAUUCUCUGCCGCUCAUAGCAAGUCCGUCCCAUUUGCGUUUUUGUUGAAAUGAGAAAAACGGCAUUGAAAAUUCGUAAAAAGUCUUUCGAUAAUUCGGCAUUUGUAUGCGUUUUUAAUCAAAGUAAUCAACGGAAUCUGACUCUGCUACGGCUUAUGAAAGAUUCCCGCUUUAUAAGGAUUAUUUUUUUGUUGUGAUUCUGUCGAAAAUCAUUUGCUGGGCCCUUAUGGCUGUGGGACCGACUUGCGAUGAUUUAUGCCAUAUGGGACCGACUUGCGAUCAUUCGUCCAAUGGGACAAAUUUACUUGAGGUUUUUUUCAAUGUUCUUCAGAACAAAGUACUGACAACAAAGUUUUCUCUUGAAACAACAUAUAAAAUUAAAGUGUUUCCAGCGAUAAACUGAAAAAUGAUGAAAACGCAAAUGGGACGGACUUGAUAUGAGCGGCAGUUCUUUCGUUUCUAAUAAACUUAUCAGAAAAACAAGGAAAUUUUAUUUCAAUUGUGUGUGAUCAAUUUUGCGAGUUUCACAUAUGUUAAUAGGAGAACAAUAUAAAAUCUUUUACAUGAAAACACUGGCAUUCGUUAACUAUCAAUGAAAUUUAAGGCAAAGUAAAAUUUCUAGCCAAAUUUCUAUAGUGUAAGUUGCCAAACUUAAGUGAUACUUUAGUAGAGAUAUUUCGCCUUGCAAACGUUCAGGUUUCGUUAAACAAACGUUUGGUGUAAAAAACUAUCGAUCAAAUUUAAUGAUAAUAACACAAAAACAAUACAAAAGUUCAUCGUAAUGGAAACUAAAAGUAAGUUGUAAAAAUCGUCUUUCGGGUAAAUCGCGUUCGCGUUUCGUCGUUAUAAACAUUCGUCAAUCGCCGUCGUGGUCGUUCGCGUUGUAGAAUCGUGUAUCGUUGCGGUCGUUUUCCUUUUUAUCGUCGUUUUUUUUUUUAUAUGUAAGAAAUUAUUGUUUGAAAUAUUUUAUUUUUAGAUAAAUACAAAAGAAAACACACUGUUAUUGAACAGAUACUAUUUAAAAGAAAUGAACAAUUGCACAAGUUCCUUCCUAGCAGCAGUUAAAUUUGUAUGAAACUCAAAAGAUGCUAUAAAACAUGGUGCCAUUAGGUAGUCAAAAUAUAUCACUUGAUUUUAAUAUAAAAACAAUGCUAACCAGAAAUAAAGCUGAUAUAUUUCAUAAUUAAGACAAACUAAAGAGAUAGUAUAAAGCAAUUCUAAUUACAAGAAGAUUAAAGCAAAAAGAAUAUCACAGAAGAAAUCUGAAACCUAAAAUGACUGACAAUUCGUUAGUCAACCAUAUUUAACAUUAGGUUAACAAAGCAAAGACUGAUUAAACGAGAACGAAACAAGAACAUAACAUUGAAAAAAAAACGGAAACUAUGCUGUUACUUAAAAUUUGUGUUUGGGCAGCACCAAUUCAACCAAAAGAGGAUCUUUUUAGUUGAUCAACAAUCGCACAUUGAAUAUUAUCUGUUCAAUCUCUUCUAUCGAUUUAGAUGUUGAAAAUAUCAGCCCCUGUUUUCUUAUACACUUAUCUUUAUUAUUUGUAAAAAAAAAGAAUAUACUUAAAAACGUUAAUCCUCGCCGCGUAUCGUGUCGUCGUCGUUAAUCAUUGUCGCGUUACGUUUUAUAUAAAUGGUAAACCGGUUACCUCGUCGCGUUCGGUCGUAAUUCAUACAGGAAUCAAAUCGUGCUAGGGAACAAAUAAUAAUACAUAUAUGAGCAAGUCCAACGGAACCAUAAGUGACUUGCAUCUAAGAAUCUUUCCGUCGGAAAUCGUUUGUGAUAUAUACUCGUGUUCGUUCGUUGUUAGGAGAUUAUAAACUUUUUUUUAAAAUUUUGUUUUAUAGGUUUGAUAUUAGAAAAGAAAUCGCGCGUCAUACAUCGGGUUCGUAUGUUUAGGGAUAAAGCCGUUGCUAGACUUUCGCGUGUGCCACAAUGUAAGGUGCUUGUAUUCAAAAAGGAAAUUGAAUUAAGUUGUAAUUUUGAAAAUUAAAUAUAACAACAUACAUUCAGCAAACACAAUUUAGAAAACAGACAUAUUAUCGGUUUCCGGUUUUCAAUUUUUAUGUUGGAAUAAUUCACACUGAUUAAAAAAAAAGGGAUACAUGUAGCAUUGUAUCACUCGAUGCAGAUGUUGUAAGACUAUGCGAUAAGUAUAUCGAUACAUCCUUUAUGAGAUGUGAAACAUUGCCUUCCUGCAUUCCUCGAAACACAGAUUAUCGUUGCUCUUUCCAAAUACAUAUUUGUUAUAUUUUUUUUUUCGUUUCAACAUUAUUUUCUUUUUUAUUUGCGUUGGACAUGAACACCUAUAUCAUUGUAAGUACCUUGAAUCGCAAAGCAAAUAAACAGAAAAAACAAAUCCACCGGGGGUUUGGUCGUCGCGUCGCGUUUUUUCGUCGCGGAAUCGUGUGAUCGUAUUUUAAAACAAACGAACUUAAUACAUUAAAUAAUAUUGAAAAACAACCAAACAAAUCUGUACACCACGAAAAGAGGAAGCAAAAAAGAUUUACAAACCAUCUACAAUAUUAUUAAAUCAUCAAUGCAACAAAGUCUGCUAAAUUAAGAUAGCUUACCAAAAACAAAAGAAACAAUACCAUCAAACUCAAACGGGAAAUUAUAUUCAUCGGAAACAAAUGGCUGCUAGUUAUUUCCUAUUUAGAAAACUCCUCCAAGACACACAGGCCGAAUUAUACUUAAUAAAACAGUAGAACAAAAAUCUUAAGGAAAACAGUAAUUGGCAUUGUGAUGUAGUGAAUAUUAUGGUAUGACUGUGAGUGCGAGGGUGAAUGAUUGAGUGUGCUAAUUCAUAUCUAUUAUUUUUAUUGAAUUUGAAAUUAUAGACGUAAACUCAGUGUAUGACAGAUAAACAAAAAACAGAAGUCUCAAAAUCCCAAAACUGAAUCCUACAUCCCAAACCCCCUCUCCUCCAGAAGAAUGUAAAAAUAAAUGGUUCGUAAGACAGCACAUUCACUUGAUGCUAUGUCGAAAUGAUGAGGAAACAAUAGUUCUUCAGUGGAAAGCCAUGCUAAUUGGUUAAUUCAAAACAGCAUGAAAAAAUUGUUGAAUUUAAGAAACCAUUACCAUAGCAUGUAGCUGAAUAGUUUAGAGUUUGGUGUAGAUUUUGAAGAAUAAUGAGUAUUCCACAAUUUUUUAAUUGCUUCUUAAUUCAAACGGUUCCAACCUAAUAAUCAUAGUAAAAAGCGAAAAAAAACAUUGGUAAAUAAAGUGCAGUAGGUACCGAAAUUUAAUCAAUUUGCAGAGAUAUUAUCAAUAGAAGUUGAAAACAUUUGUUUAAAAUAUCAUUUAAUUAUAGAUAUAGCUUUAAAAGUUAUAAAAAUAUAUAAAACUAUCUUAAUAUUCCUAAAA
Molecule: messenger RNA, 7437 nt
Organism: Uranotaenia lowii
Lineage: Eukaryota; Metazoa; Arthropoda; Insecta; Diptera; Culicidae
Gene: Tnpo
Product: transportin-1
Exons: 9
Coding region: 541-3249 (902 amino acids)
Biological process (GO): protein import into nucleus
Cellular component (GO): nucleus; cytoplasm
Molecular function (GO): nuclear import signal receptor activity; small GTPase binding
Source: RefSeq, a predicted model, not a curated record